GUUUCAGUUUCGAACCGGCUUUCUACGACAUCGGAUUGGAAUCGCGGAGCGACUGAGUCGCCGGGCAUUAAUGUGAUAUAGCCGCCUGCCCACCAGGCUAAACGGAAUAAAAAAGUAUAGAAAAACACCAAAAACCCAAAGCCCAAAACCCAAUUCUCGCAUUAUUUUAUGGGGCAGUGAGAAUUACGAGAGUGUGUGCACAAAAUACGAAUUUUUCUUACCUAACCGCCUGAGAUAAUCUCAGGCUGGCAUUGUGUUUAAGUCCCCCCAAUAAAACCCCAAAAAGCCGAAAGCUUCAAGUGUUAAACAUAAUAAAAAGAAGAAGCGUGUUUUUGCUUUUAGGCAAAUUAAAGUUGAAUUACGUGAAAGACUGAAGGCCAUUCAAGGGUUGUUCAAAGGAAAAUUCGGCAUUUGGCCUGGUGAAAAUUCACGGUGUGUGUGUACGGGUGUGUGUGUGUGCGCGUUGCGUGAGAAAAAUCAAUUCUGCAUUUGGUGGAAAACCGGUGGAGAGAAGAGAAGUGGAGUGGCUGGAAAAAAAAGGACCAAACUCAAGUCUGCGAAAAACUGUCGUAACCGAUGACAAUUUGGCUUGACGAGGGUCUAUUAGCGAAAUCAAUGCCAUUAUGGCUGAUAGUGGAGGACCAGGAUCCAUAGAUGCCGGCGGGGGAGGAGCAACUGGGGCAGGAGCAGGAGCAGGAGGCGCAGGCGAUGACGUGCCACCAGUUCCAGCUGUUCGCCGCCGUCGUGCGCAUGAGCACAAAUCCUCGAGAGAACAUUUGCAGGAGGAGGAGGUUCGGGGCGGGGAGAGCCAACAGCUGGAGACGUCGACGGUGACGAGGACGUACAUGAAGACCAUCACCACCUCCCUGACCACCUCGAGCAGCUCCAACGUGGAGGAGUUCGUCCUGCAGGAGCCGAGUCCUUCGCCCAAUCAGCAAAGGUUGCGGCAAAAGGUGGCCCAGUACGAGAAGGUCUGGUCGGAUGGCUCCAAUCCAGGGAAGCGACCCGCUGACCAGAGUUCCGACGAACUGCGUCUGGGCGACGACCAGGAUGAGUACGAUGCCGAGAAUCCCUUCGAGAUAGAUGUCCAUGAGAUCGAGAGGAGACUGCGUCAGGAGAGGCAACGUGGAUUGGCCGAGGCGGAGGCAGCCAAGCUGGCCUUCCAGCAGGUCCAACUGAGGCACACCACUCCUCCCCGUCGCGUCGAGGUCACCAGUGACCAGGUGGCGAGUCCCUUCAAUGUAACUCUACGCACCACAAGUCGCAUGAGUCCGGGUGCCGAGCAGGGCAAUGUGGAGGAGCACCUGGCGCCGUUCAACGUGACCCUUCGCACCACUCGGCGGAGCAAGAAGAAGGAGAUCCGGGAACUGGAGAGCUUCCUCGACGGAGAGCGCACGGUGAGGGAGGUGCCGUCGGCGGACGGCGUAAGGACCAUCAUCACCUCCUCGAUGACCAGCGACGGUGGCUACGCGGAGGAGAAGAUCUACCGCCACGGCGAGGGCUACGUUUCUCCGAGGGAUUCGCCCUCCUGGUCGCGGUCCAGCUACUCCAGCGAGCGGUCCAGUGUGACGCCGCCGAGGAGCGUGGACCUGACCGCCGGCGGACGGAGGAUACUGAUCAAGCUGGAGCAGGAGAGCGAACUAACCGAGGCGGACGGCCGGCAAAGGGACGAAAUCGACUCGUCGUCGUUGGGUCGGCAGGAAGUGGCCAUGGCAACCGGCAACAUUGACAUUACCGUCGGCGGUAGCAACCCCCGCCGGCGUUUGUACCAGCAAACAACCGUCCAAAUGGGCGGAGGUGGAGGCGAGUCGACACCCCAAAGACCGAGGGAACUGGUUUUGGGCAGCACUACGAAGACAAUGCUAACAUCCACGCCAAUUGGCACGAAGGAGCAACCGCAGUCGCAGGCGCAGGCGGUGGGUCCGAGAACCCAAGUUGUUAGUCCAGCUGCAACGUGCCAAUUGCGCGGUUCUUCGACGGAAGAGCCCCGGAAAAUUGUAAGCCACAAAACGAUAACGACCAAGUCCACUUCAUCCACUUCCUCGUCCACCUCCACGUCGCGCAAAUUAAUCGAAACCUCGUCGUCGGUAGUCGGAAAUAUCUCGGAGAUAAGUACGGGAAAACUCAGCGCCGGUGACAACGAAUUUGAAAUUGAUAACGAUUCGGAUACGGAGGGCAGACCGGCGAGUAGUAUAGUGAUUGUGUCCACGCCCACGCGACCCACCACACCGGCAUCCGCAUCCGCAUCCGUGUUCUUAACCCCAUCCGCAACCCCAUCCGCAUCCGCAUCCGCAUCCGUAUCCGUAACCGGAUCCACGUCAGCUGCCCACGCCCUCAGUGGCAUCGGCACUUUCAGCAAGAGUCUGCGUCAGGAUUAUCAGACUCUGGCAACGCAAAGUGGCCGCAGCAACGAAUCACCCAGCGACCAGGAAUACCAGGAGUUCCAGUCCACCAUGGCGUCCAUCAACUACGCCCGCAGCAAUUCCCAGUACGACAGCCAUAUCAAGGAGAAACGAGAGGAGCAAGAACGUGUGCAGAAGAAGACAUUCACUAAUUGGAUUAAUUCAUACCUUUUGAAGCGUGUUCCACCGCUUCGCAUCGAUGAUUUAAUCAAUGACUUACGCGAUGGUACGAAACUAAUUGCAUUACUCGAAGUUCUGUCCGGCGAACGUUUGCCCGUGGAGAAGGGCCGCGUCCUGCGACGUCCACAUUUCCUGAGCAAUGCCAACACGGCCCUGCAGUUUCUGGCCAGCAAACGGAUCAAGUUGGUCAAUAUUAAUCCCGCAGAUCUGGUGGAUGGGAGACCACCAGUUGUGUUGGGCUUGAUAUGGACGAUCAUCUUGUACUUCCAGAUCGAGGAGAACAGCCGCAACCUAGAGUAUUUGGGUCAUGGUAUUGGCGGUUCGGUUAGUUCCCUCGAUAGUGUUGGCAACCAGAAGCACGGCGACCUUAAGGCUGAGAAGUGGAAGCAGGGUGCCAGGAAGACCCUGCUCAACUGGGUGACCAAUGCCUUGCCAAAAGACAGUGGUGUGGAGGUGAAGGAUUUCGGCGCCAGCUGGAGAGAUGGCGUCGCCUUCCUCGCUCUCAUCGAUGCCAUCAAGGCGAACCUGGUCAACUUGGCUGAGCUGAAGAAGACCAGCAACCGUCAGCGUCUGGAGACUGCUUUCGAUGUGGCCGAAAGCAAGUUGGGCAUUGCCAAGCUCCUGGACGCUGAGGAUGUGGACGUACCCAAGCCGGACGAGAAGAGUAUCAUGACAUAUGUGGCGCAAUUUUUGCACAAGUAUCCCGAACCAAAGGGUGCUUCCCGCGAUCAAUCGCAUGCGCAGCAGGAAGCCGACGAACUGCGUCGCUUCCUGGUGGAGAAGACCACCGAGUACGAGCCCAUGGUCAUGAUGAGCUCGUUCCCACGCGAUUUCAGUGAAUAUUUAUUAGCACGUUCUGAAGUCGAUGCCCAUUUGGCCGCGUAUAACCGCUUGAAACAGCUGGUGGAGAGCCAGAGCGGUUUCCUGCAGGUCUCCCGCCAAUCCUGGGAGGAGAUCAACGAGCUGUGGCAGCGCCUCCAGUACCAGAUGAUGUACUGGCUCUGGCUGCUGGACUCUGAGCUGCCCGGCGACUUCGGCACCGUUGGCAAAUGGUUAGCCGAAGCGGAGAAACUAUUAAUGGACAAUGAUAUACCGAAUGCAAUGAAUGAGGAGACGGCCGCCGUGAUCAGCAGGAAGCUGGAGGAGCACAAGCUCUUCUUCGCCGAUCUGCCACGCAUUCUGGCCAUGUUCGAUAAUGCCAAGCGAUCCCCGUUGGCGCAGCAGAUUCCCCUGGAGCAGUUGCGCAACAUGGAGCGCCGUCUUCAGGAGGUUGGACCCAAGGCAGCGGAGCGCAGGAUUCGAUUGAAGUUCCUGGAGCACAAGUGCUGUCUGAUUGCCUUCCUGAACCUUGUGGAGAACAAGAUGCGCGGCUGGACCGGCAAGUACGGGCAGGAGGAGAAGGUGGCCCAGCAGCUGGAGCAGUACAAGAACUUUGUGUCGCGCAACAAGAUCUUCCAGGAGUUCCAGAAGGCCUUCGUCGAUAUGCAACAGGUGGUCGAUGAGUACAAACGCGAGGGAAAUGUUCCGCGCAAGGAGAUCAACGAGAUCGAUCGCUUUAUGUACGAAACCGAGGAGCGCUGGAAGCGCGUUUCCAUGGAGCUGAAGUGCUGCCAGAACUCCCUGGAGGAAGUGGUCAACUGCUGGCGUAGCUGGAACCAAUUGGCGCCCACCUGCGAGGAGUGGCUUCUGCUGGCCGAGCAGAAGAUCAACCAGAGCGAGGACGAGCGUCUGGACUUCUUCCAGGACAUCCCGGUGUGGAAGGACAAGUUCGAUGCCCUCGCCAAUUCUGCAAAUUAUUUGAUUGCCUCCUGCGAGGAGCCCAUUGCCCAGCAGCUGCGUCAGCGGCAUGGAGCUCUCUCUGAGCGAUUUGAGCGACUGUUUGCCAACACCAAGCAGUACAUGCAUGCUGGAGACAUCAUCCGUUCCCGCCAGGAGUACAAAUCGGGCAUUGAACAGCUCUCCAGAUGGUUGCGCGGAGCUGAAAGCGUUCUGGAUCAGAGGCAAGUCCUCGGCAACAGUGAGCAAAUCAAGCAGUACGGCCAGCAGUUGCAGAAACUGGCCAGUGAAAUCGAUGACAAUGAGGAGUUGUUCAAGACAAUCAGCAGGAAUUUCCAAUCCUUGAUUCAGGAUCUUUCGCGUGACGAAGUGGACAAGAUGAUGAAGCUCCUGAAGCAGGAGAAGGAAUCACUGGUGCGCAUUCGCGCCCAGUUGCCUGCCAAGCUGCAUCUGUUCCACCAACUGCAGAUCCAGCAGGAAUCCCUGGAGGCUGGCCAAAAGGAGAUCCAUCAGUGGUUGAGCGAGGCCGAACAGCUUCUGGGAACCCACAAUCUCUCCGGCGGCCGUGACUCCAUCAACGAGCAACUGCAGAAGCACAAGACCUACUUCUCGCGCACCGUCUACUAUCGAUCGAUGCUGGAGAGCAAGAACAAGGUGUUCCAGAACCUUCUAAAGGCGGUGUCCGCUGAUGACAAGAUCGACACCGCUCCGGCAUCGCAGCAAAUGCAGCAGCUGAACGAUCGCUUCAACUAUGUGAUCCAGAAUGCCCAGCAGUGGGAGCAGCGCUUGGACUCCGCCGCCGGCGGAUGGAGCAACUUCAAGGACAACGAACGAGUGGUCAGCGAAUGGCUCACCCAGGCGGAGUCCAUGCUGGUGGAGAAGCACAUCGAGUCGAAGACCACCACUGAGACGCAGAAGUACUUCUUCGAGCAGGUCAACGAUCGCUGGAUGAACGAUCUGGUGCAGUCGGCUCAGCAACUCCUGACCACUCUGCCCGCCCAGGAGCAACCUGCGGUGGUCCACAGCGUGGAGCAGUUGCAAUCCCGCUGGAAGAAUGUCUUGUCUCAGGCUCCGUUGCACCUGCUGAAACUGGAGUUCCGACUGGACGAGAAUGCCUUCUAUCAGUCCCUGAAAGAUGUCGAGAAGGAGUUGCAGCUGGAGCAGCAGGCUCUCAAUCGCAACGAGGACGUGGACUCCAUUCUGCAGCGCAACCAGCAGUUCCUCUUGCAACAGGACGCCGUUCCUCGCCUGGAGCGUUGCCUUCAGAACAUGCAACGCUUGGCUCAGGCCCACAGGCAGCAGCAACCCGGUGACAUCAGUCUUGAUCAGGCCUACGACAAUGCCAAAUCCCAGUGGCAACUGUUGUCCAACAAACUGGGCGACAUGCGCCAGACCCUCCAGCAAAUCCCGGCCCAAUGGCAGGGUUAUCACCUGAAAUUCAACGACAUGGUCAACUGGAUGAACGGCGUGGAUCAGAGUCUGAAGAACAUUGUCAAUGAAGUGAACACCAUGGAGGAAUUCGAAAAGGAGAAAGUUGUCUUCCAGAAAAUCUGCCAAGAUGCUGACAACAAACGCGAGGAUAUGAAGUGGCUGGUCAAGACCUUGGACUCUCUGCUCAGUUACGCCACCGAAGAUGAGGCGAAUCUGGAACAGAAGAAGCUGGAGGACCUGAUUGCUCGCUACAAGAACCUGAUACCCACAAUUGAGAUUACGAUGGUCAAGACGGAGGUGUUCUCCAAGUGCUACACCUACCGACGCGAAGUCCACGAGGUUGUGUGUCUGCUGAGCAAGGUCAAGGAUCAGACGGCCAAUAUCCCAGCUCCCGACAGCCUGGAACGUGUCAAUCGCCUGAUUGAAGAGCAGCAGUACGCCAUCAAUCAGCUGGAUCACCAGCGUCCGCACAUCAUGUCCAUGCUGCAGAGAGGACGUGAUCUUGUCAAGGAUGUCCAUGCCCCAGCCUUUGUGAACGCUGAGGUCAAGAAUCUGGAGACGGGAUGGAAUCAGGCCUACACCGAAACCUCGGACAAACUGCAGGCCUUGAAGGGCACCCAGGCUGUUUGGAGCGAGUUCGUGGACCAGAAGAACGACAUCUUCUCCAUGCUGCAAACGGCGGAGACGGAGCUCCGUUCCCUGACGCCCCUGCAAACCGAUCCCAAGAACGUCAGCCAGGAUCUGAAGUCGAAGAGGGAUCUCAAUGUGCAACUGCAGCAGGCUUCCCACCAACUGCUGCCCAAGUUGCAUGCCCUCAAAUCGGAACUCGCUCCUCUGGCGGCGGCCGACAAGCGCCCCAUUCUGGAGAAGGAGGUGACCGAGGUGGAGAAGAUGUUCUUCAACACCAUGGAGCACGUGAAGGAUCGCGUCGGCUACCUAGAGGACUACAGUGCCAAGUGGAACAACUACAAGACCCGCCUCGCCGAACUGCAGGAGUGGGCCAACAAGGUGGCGCCUAAGAACAUCGAAGCCCUCCAGUCCGAGGAUCUGACGCCGGAGGAGCGGGUGGUCAAGGUGCAGGCCUUCAAGCGCAUCCUCGGGGAUCGCAUGAAGCAGCUGGACCUCUUGGCCGCCGACGCCUCCGAGUUGGCUCCCAAGGAGGGCAACAUUGCCGAGGCCAAGCGACUGAAGGGCGAGAUCACCAAGCUGCAGGAGGUGCUCAGCGCCAUCAAUCGCAACGUGGACCACCAGGCACAGGCCGUGCAGGAAGAUCUGGUCAACUGGCAGCAGUUCCAGGCCGGUCUGCAGCAGAUCAAGCCAGCCGUGGAGCAGAGCGAAGUCAAGGUAAAUAAUGUAGUUUCUAAGCCCAUCUCCCUCGAAGAAGCCGUUGCCAUGCAACAGAAUGCCCAACAAUUCGAGACACAGUGCCAGGAGCAAUUGGACAAGCUCCAUGGCAUAUCAAACAUCAGUCAUAAAAUGUUAUGUAAGACCAAUGCCCCCGACGAAUUGGAUGCCAUGCACUCCCGCUGGACUGCCGUCCAUGAGAAUGCAAAGCAGGCGAGCGCCAAGCUCGAGAAGUUGGUGGCCAAUUGGAAGUCAUUCGACGCCGAUGCCGCCAAGCUCGAGGAUUGGGUUGGCCAGGGCGAGCAGCUGAUGUCCAAGCGACCGGCUGUCUUGAACACCCCGCACAUUGACAAGCUCGAAAAGGAGCUGGUCAAGCUAAAGUCCUUCAACAACGAGAUCUCGCAGCAGCAGGCCAAGCUCGUCACUCUGGGUCAGAAUGCCGAUCAAAUUAGCCUGCACUUGGCACCAGAAGGUGCCGCUGCUCUGAAGGAUCGCGUCAACCAGAUGAAGGGCAAGCUGCAGAAGCUAUCAGAGGCCACGCGCGGCAACAUCAACGAGGUUUCCGAUGCCAUCAUUUCGCGGCAGGACUUCAAUGCCAAGCUGGUUAACUUCUCGAACUGGAUGGAGCAACUGCGCAACCAGGUCACCCAAGUGGAGGAGAUCAAUCCGGAGCGUGUGGAGACAAGUCUCCAUGUUAUCCACGCCUUGCUUCAGGAACAUGCCGACAAGAAGCCAAGCUUCAAUGCCAUCUACGAUGAAGUGAAGCAAUUGGCCUUGGGAGCCACUCCCGAGGAGUCGAAUGCCCUGAAUGAUGCCUACACCGCUUUGGUGGUUAACUAUCAGAACCUGGAGACCAACAUGCUGCAGAAGAAGGCCGCUCUGGAGAAGUGGACUGAACUGCUGGGCUGGAAGAACGAUACGGAGUCGCAUUUGAACUAUCUUAAACACCAGCUAGACAAACCAGAAGGACCCGCUGCCGAGGAACUGACUAAGGUAAUCGAUGAGAUCGAUAACUUGGGUCAGGGCAUUGGCUACUGGAAGGGUCAGGCCAAGGAGAUCGAUGAAAACCCAGCCAUUCAAUUGAGAGAUGCUUUGUCCCGUCGACCACUGAUUGCCACUCAAAUCGUUAACGAUGUCGAGAACAAGUUGGAGAACUUGAAGCUGCGAUCGCAGAACCAGCAGCAGCAAAUCCAGCAGAUGACCGUUCGCAAAGAUAAGUUCCAUGCUCUGGAACACAACUUCGGUCAGGCUCUGCAAGAGAAUCGCGCCAAGCUGGAUGAGAUCCUUAAACAGCAUCCCACGUUGAACAACAUCGAUCAGAUCAUCGCCGAUUUGGUGGCUCUGAAUGAUGCCUUGAAGUACCAGGCGGAUCUAAAGAAUCGCAUUCACGACGAAGGUUCUCUGCUGAUGCGUGAAGAUAUUGCCAGCAUGCCUGCCAUUCAGGAGAGCCUCCUCAUCAUGGAUAAGAACUACGAUUCCCUUCAGAACGAAAUUGCCGAUCGCAUUCAGAAAUACAACUUGAUCAGCCAGGCGUUGAGGGAAUACGCUGACUCCAAGGAUAAGUUCUCCAAGGAGCUGAAGAAGGCAGAAGACUUGUUCAAUGCCAUUCCCCAACAGCCACGCGAUGAAACUGAACUGCAUCAGGCUUCCGAGAAGACCAGAAAGACCAUGGAACAGUUGCGCAAAUCCAAGCUCAGCUUGGAUGAACUGGAGCGACGUGGCAGCAAUGUGGGAAAACUUUUCAGUGCCAUUGGAGAGCCAAUUCCACAGGAAGUCCCACAAGAGGUAGCCACUGCCAAGCAAACCUGGCAGGAUCUGCACGACAAGACAGCCAAGAAUGCCCAUGUCUACGAAACCGAAGCGGUUAUUUGGUCGCAGAUUGAAGAUGCCAAGAAGGAUCUGCUUCCCUGGUUGUCCGAAACAAACCAGGGACUCUGCGAUGCUGCUGAUAACUCCAUCGAAAUCGAGUUUGGUCCUAUGCGUCUGAGCAAAUAUCGCACGGAGUUGCCUUCCUAUCAGGCUCUGAAGGAUUCGAUUGUGGAGAAGACCAAUGACUUGGUGAAGAUUAACAAAGGUGCAGAGAUUCCAGCUCUGUCCGCUCUCAACAAACUCUUGACUGAGCAGUUCGCUGAAGUGAGCAACAAUGCUGAUCGCCUAAGUGCUGUUACCACUUCGUUUAAUGAUCAGGAACAAGAGUUGCGCAAACGCUCCAAGGAAGCUGGCGAAAAGGUGAGCAAACUCCGUGAGCAGUUGAUCAAAUGCGAUGACAUGUCUGGUGAUAACAAUAAGAUCAUGGAACGUCUACUGCAAUGCCGAGCCUUGCGUGGUGAACUGGACAACAGCGGAAACGAGAUCGAUAACAUUAAACAGAAGGUCGAUGAGCUGCGUAAUCUGUAUCCCACUUUCAGUGAGUCCAUCAUACCCAAAGAACUGAACAAUGUGCAGAAACGCUAUGAGAACGUAGAUCUGUAUGCCAAGAAGAUCGAGAGCUCCCUGCUGCAGUUCCUUAAGAAGUUCCACGCCGAUAAAGUGGGCAUGCUGAAGCGCAUCAUUGCCACCCAACGCGAAAAGGUUGCCUGGUGUCAGCCGGAGUCGUCUAGUGACAAAUACAACCUGGAUGUGAAGAAGUCCUCGCUUCAGGAGGUCAGCAAGAGCAUUGAUGAUUGCAAGGCACGACAUGCCGAGACCCUUAAGUCCCUAGAAAUGCUGAAGGCUGUGGAAUCGCCACAAAAUCUAGCCGAACUUACCAACGAUGCUGAGUUGCUUCGCAAGGACAUGCAGGCUCUGCAGGACAGCUUCGACAAAAUCAAGGGAAUCCUCGACGAGAACGUGGACUUGUGGUCGCAGUACGAGCAAUCGAACGAGCAGAUUUCCAACUGGUUGCGUGACGUUGAAGGACGUGUCAAGGCGGAGACCAGCAGCCAAGUUAAUCUACCCGAGGUGCCACAGAAGCUGCAGGAGUUGUCCAUACUCCAACAGGAUGUGCUGGCUCACGAACCCAUUAUCAACAACCUCGAGCAGACAUCCCAACAGCUGAUUGAAAAGAAUCCAGAGGCAAGAAUUGGACAGUUUGUCACUCAUUUAGUGCAGCGUUAUCAGGCAGUUUCUAAAGCUCUGAAUGGUUACAUCGAUAAGAUCCGGGGUGCUCAGUUGUCGAAUGCCAACUUUGCCAAGGCAGCCAAGGACUUCAACGAAUGGUUCGGAGAUGCCAAGAUCGAGUUCCAAGAACUGGCUCGCAUGGGAUCGCCGGGAUCUUCUUCGGCCACAGCUCAACAACUGCAGACCGUCAAGAACUACAUCAAGACCUUCGACAAUGGUCAGGUUCUGCUGAACAACGCUGUGGACAUUGGCGAAGCCUUGUAUCCAGUUGUUUCCCAGAACCGCGAACGGAUCCGUUCUGAUCUUCGCCAAAUGCGGGAGAAAUUCGAUUAUCUGCGGGAUGAGGCGAAUGCUUUCAUGCAGCAGGUUGAGGGUGUGCUGAUCCAGAAGACCUCCAUCGAGGAAAGCUACACUCAGGUUUCGCACUACCUCAACGAAUCGAAGGCCAAGGUUCCCGCCGGGGACGAACUGUACCCAACUUUGCCCACCAAGAAGGCUGCUCUCCAGAACUACAAGACCCAGCUCCAGGAGAUCACCCUUCACAAGAACGCUCUGAAGCAAUUGCACGACAAGGCUGUCACCCUUUGCGAUGAUGAGUCAGAGCGAAAGACCGACGAAUCCAUCCAGGAGUACAACACCCUCUCAAAGAAGAUAUCCGAUAGGAUCACAACCGUGGGUAAUCAUGUGGUCAAGCACGAGGCCUACGAUCAGGUGUUGGAAAAGGCACAAGACUGGUUGAACACCAUCAAAUCCGAAGCCAUUGAUAUUCUCAACGAGACUACGUUUGAGAAGGAGGGUGCCGAGGAGAAGCUGCUUGUGGUGGAGAAUCUAUUGCAGCACAAACCAGAGGGAGAUUCCAUUUUCGAUACCUGCCACAAGUUGUUGGAAACGGUGCUCACACAAACCCAUCCAAGUGGCCAUCCUGCGUUGCUCAAGGGCUUCGAGGAGCCAAAACAAUCCUGGGAGGACUUCAUGACUCUGUGUCAGGAUUCGUUGGUUAAACUGAAGCAGCUCUGCUCCAAAUGGGAUGAGUUCGAUACAAUUAUUGAAGAGCUCGACAACUGGAUGAAGAACGUGGAGGCUGUUGUGAAGAAUCAGAAUCUUAAGAGCACAGCGGAUGCCAAGAAUGCCCAUUUGAAGCAGUUGCAAGAAAUCGCCAAGGAAAUCGAACGCCGUGGCUCGGCAAUCAAUGAGCUGAUGGAUCAAGGUCGUGAAAUCGAGGGUGAAACCGAUUUGAACCUGAAGUUGUCCCGCCUGAAUACUCGCUAUCAGACCCUAAAAAAUUUGUGCAAGGAGUCGAUAGCCAAGUACGUGAACUAUGUGAAGGAUCACGAGAGCUUCGACAAAGACUUUGAUGCCUUCAAGCAGAGUCUUCAGUCCUCGGUUGACGAGCUGGCCAAGACCAAUGAAAUUACCGGAGAUCAGAGUGUUCUGCAGGAUCAGCAGAACAAACUGCGUGAGAUGUCAGAUAAGCGCAUUUCGGACUCCACUCUUUUCGAGGGUCUCAUCGAUCGUGGCGAGAAGCUUUAUGGACACACCAGUCCGGAAGGCCGUGAAAUCAUUCGACAGCAGCUGCGUGCUCUUCGCACUCUGUGGGACAACUACACAGAUGACUUGAACUCGGCCACCCAGAAGAUUGAUCAGUGCCUGCUGCAGUUCAACGAGUUCAGCAUUGCCCAGGAUCAGCUCACCAAGUGGCUGAAGGACGUGGACAAGGCCAUGCAGAGCCACACCGAACCGAAGACGACUCUGCAGGAGAAGCGUGCUCAACUGCAGAACCACAAGCUCCUCCAUCAGGAAAUCACCACGCACAAUGUUCUGGUUGAUAAUGUCUGCGACAAGGCUCAGAUAUUGGUGGAUCAGAUCAAGGAUAACUCGUUGAAUGUCUACUUGGCCUCGAUCAAACAACUUUUCCAGAGCAUCGUCCAAAAGUCCGAUGAGAUCCUGCACAAUCUGGAGGAUUGUGUCCAGAAGCAUAAUGAAUUGAACAAUGCCUUGUCCUCCGCCAAGACUUGGAUCUCCAACGAGAAGGCCAAGCUACUGGAGUGCGAUGAUGCUUAUGGCGAGAAGGCUGACAUUAAGCGAAAGAUCGAGACUUUGGGUCAGUUGGCUCAGAACAAACCACAGGCUUUGAAAUUGAUCAGCGAUAUUCGUGAACUGUUUGAAAAGGUGAAAGCCACGACCUCCGAAAAGGGCAACGAAGUGCUCGACAAGGAGAUCGAGGAGUUGGAAACCACCAUGAAGAGCCACUUUGAUGACAUCGAGGGCAUCGAAGGCAAGCAGAAGGACGUGCUUGCCCAAUGGGAUAAGUUCGAAAAGGUUCUCGAAGAGCUGACCAAGUGGUGUCGCGAGGCGGAGGCUGUUUUCCGGGAGCAGCAGCUGAAGUCCACUCUCCACGAGAAAGUGGAGCAGCUGGAGAAGUACAAGAUCCAAAGGGAGUUGAUUCUCCAAAAGGAGAAGGAGAUCGAUGCCUUUGGAGAUGCUGCUCAUGCUUUGCUCAACAACUGUGGAGCCGAUCGUCUGAAGACUCUAACCACUCAGAUCACCAAUCGCUAUCAGCUGCUUCAAGUGCUCAGCAAGGAAGUGGUCAACCGCUGGUCCAAUCUCGUGGACGACCACCAGUUCUACCAAGACAAGUACAACGAGGUUGACUUGUGGCUGCAGCCGAUUGAAGCCCAGCUGGAGAAGGUGCUCCUGGAUGAACCCACUCAGAGCUCGAAUAUCCUGCAAGUUCUGCUAUCCGAAAAGGAGCAAGCAGAGAGCUUGUUCGCUGCUCUAAAUGCUGCUGGGGAAAAAGCCCUGCCAGAGACAUCCACUCAGGGAAGGGAGAAGAUUCGCAAGGAUCUGCGAGAUAUCCGCGAUCGUUGGGACAAACUGGACGAGGGCAUUCGCAAUCUGGAGAAACGCCAGGAGGCACAAGGUGUACAGCUCUCCAGCUAUCAGGAUAUUCUCAAUCAAACCGUCAACUGGUUGGAUCAAGUGGAGAAACUGAUUCACAACGAGAACCCUGCCAGCUGGACCAGCGCUCAGGAAAUCCGCUCCAAGUUGUACAAAUACAAAGCCACCAACCAGGACAUCAACUCCCAUAAACGCAUCGUCGAAGCUGUGAAUGAAAAGGCAGCGGCUCUUUUGGGAAGCGCAGCUCCUGCAAAUGCGGAUGAGAUUUCCAAGGCGGUGGCCGAGGUGAACAAGCGAUACGAGCAGGUUGGUCAGGACUGUGCCAAGUUAGUUGCGGAUCUGGACGGAGCAUUCGAUGUGUACCAGCAGUUCAGUGAACUGCAGAAGGCCCAGCAGGACUACCAGAAGAAUCUUUGGGAUCGCCUAACCGGUUACUCCGACUAUUCUGGCAACAAGGCAGCUCUACAGGCGCGUCUUCAAAAGAUCAACGAGAUUCAAGAUGCCUUGCCGGAGGGUGUGGCCAAACUGAAGUCGCUGGAGGAUCACAUCGAGCAACAGGCCAGCAAUAUUCCCGCCCGAUCCAAGGAGGCAAUGGCCCGUGAUCUGGCCAACUUGCAUGCCGACUUCGAGAAGUUUGGUGCUUCUCUGAGCGACGUGAAGAGUGGUCUGGAGAAUCGUCUUCAGCAAUGGAACGAUUACGAGAUCAACUUGGAUCGCCUGAUUAACUGGCUGGGCGAGGCGGAGAACGCUCUGAAGAACUACAACCUGAAAUCCUCGUUCGAGGAGAAGGAGGAGCAGCUCAACCGAUUCCAAUCCCUGGCUCAGAACUUGCGUCAAAACGAAGCUGACUUCGACAAGAUGAAGGACGACACCUCGGAGCUGGUGCAAAGCUCUGGCGAAACCAGGAUUGCUGUCAAUGUGCAGCAGGUAUCCUCGCGAUUCCAAUCGAUUCAGGCCACCGCCAAGGAGAUCCUCAAGAAGUGCGAGCAGGCUGUCCAGGAUCACGGUCACUUCAAUGACAAGUACAAGCAGUGCGCCGAUUGGUUGGCCAAUGCCCAGGCUCGUUACGAUGACUGCUGUGAUCUGUCGAACGUGGCUUCUCGUGACGAUCUCCUGAAGAAGCAAAUUGUCAUCCAGGAGCUCCUGGCACAGCAGCCAACUGCUACUCAGCUGCUCAAUAGCACCGUUGAGCUGGGCGAGAAGUGCUAUGGAUCCACUGCCACCGAGGGACGCGAAGCUAUUCGCAGCCAGCUGGAUGAUCUGACCUUCGAUCAGUUGUUCGACAACAUUGCCAUCACUGCAAGGAAGAUUCAGGACAAGAUUGCCAAGUGGUCUGGCUUCGAUGAGAUUGCUGACAACCUGAAGAGCUGGUUGGACGAAACGGAGAAUGCGCUUCCAGCUGAUAUUGAACUGAAAACAACGCUGGAUGAGAAACGCACCAAGCUGCAGACCUAUCGCGAUAUCCUUAACGAUAUCAACAACCACCAGGUGGAGUUGGGUAAUCUUCAAGAGAUUGCUGCCAAUUUGCCAGAGAAAACGGAUCUGGUGGACCAAAUCCUCAAGGACAUUUCUGAUCGGUUUGGCAAGCUGCAAAAGCGUGCCCAGAAUUACGUGGAGCGGUAUGAAGGCAUUGUUAGUGCCCAUCAGCAGUACUCCAAGGCCGUGAUGGAUGCUCAGGAGUUUAUCGAUGCUACUCUAAAUACGGUUCACUACUGGGGCGAUUUAGAUUUGGAACAGAUCUCACUGCACACAAACCUCGAUCGUCUGAAGAAUCUGAAGGCCAGUUUGGCCGAUGAAUUCCCUCGAGUUGAUCAAGUGAGGGCUUUGGGCGAGAAGGUUAUUCCGGGCACCGUUGAUGUGGGUCAAGUAAACAUUAAGUCCCAGAUCGACAGCACCCAGCAGGAAUGGGAGAGUCUACUGGCCACGAUCAGCUCCACCAUUGAAGCCAUUGAAGCUCGUCUUCAGCAUUGGUCGGAAUACGAACAAUUACGCGACCAAUGUCUGGCCUGGAUUCGUGAUACGGAUAACAACCUGCACGCCAUCGAUCUUAAGGAGGAUCUGCCAAAGAAGCGAGCUCAAUUGGAUGCUCUGAAGGCUCUUCAAGGAGACGUUCGUGCCAAGGAAUUGGAGGUGGACAACGUCACGGAGAAGGCUCAAACCCUGUUGAAGGGUCCCAGCAGCAAUCGUGCUUCGGGUCCCGAGUUGGUGACCAAGUACCAGCAAAUCUUCCACAAGGUCAAGGAGCUCAACAACCGUUGGCAGCAGUAUGUGACUUCCCACGAGGACUUCGACAACGCCAUCUCCGACUGCUCAUCAUGGAUUAAUGACAUCAAGGAGAAGUUGGAUUACUGCUCCGAUAUGUCCUCGAUGAGUCCCAAAGAACUGGAUAAGAAAAUGGCCACUAUUCAGGAUGUAAUCUUGCUGAAGGACGAAGGUUCCGCUCGUGUCUUGAAGAUCCUGGAGCAGGCUCAGCAUGUGUUGGCUAACACUGCUCCGGCAGGACAUGAGGCCAUCAACAAGGAGCUUACAGACCUUCAAGAUCUGUGGUCAGGAAUUGCCUUGCGCAUCAUGGAUGUUAAGUCUAAUCUGGAUGACUCUAUUACUCAAUGGUCUGGUUUCCUGGAUCAAGUGCAGAAUGUUCGAAAGUUCAACGAGUGGUUGGACGGUCUGGUUAAGGAAUUGAGUGAGCAUCAGACAACCAUGUCAGAGAAACGAGCUCAGUUAGAUCGGGUUAAGUCCACUGAAGAGAAGGUCCGCGUGGAGAAGAUCGAUGUGGAUGCCCUCAAGAUCCAAGCCAAGGAAAUGAUUGCCAGCGGCCAACAGAGUCAGGCCGCCUUCCAGGCCCAAAAGGUACUCGAUACCUUCGAUGAACUCUUCGCCAAGACCCAGAAACUGCUGUCAGAUCGUCAAGAUCAGUACAGGGAUCAUAGAUUGUUCAAGGAGGCCUUCGAUGACUUGGCGAGCUGGAUUGGACGCGCCCGCGAGAAGUUCCCUUCGCUGAAACAGAGCAGCUUGAGCGAUAAAUUGGCUAUUGAGAAUGCUGUUCAAGCCACUGAAGCUCUUCUCAACAAACAGGCACAGGGUGAACUUCUGGUGGAACAUCUGGUUCACACGGGAGAAGUUGUACUUGCUAGUACCUCUCCCCAGGGUCAGGAGAUCAUAAGGAAUGACAUCCGAUCAUUGCGUGAUAGUUUCGAAGGUUUGUUCCGUGAAAUCAACCAGCAAAAGGAGAACCUCGAGGUCACCAUGGUGCAGUGGCGAGCUUACAAGGAGGAGUACGAGCGGCUGAUGGAAUGGUUGCAACAGAUCGACAUCCUUGUAAAGAACCACAAGCUGAACCUCUGUCCCAACCUGCCAGAGAAAGAGAAGCAGGUGGCUGAUAUGAAGGAGGUGAUGAAUCGUCUUGAAAAGGGCAAGGAUGAUAUUGAUAAAUUCAAUGCUUCGGCUGCCAGUCUGCUGAAGUCUCACCUGGAUACUUAUGUGAACAACCAGUUGAGGCACUUGGGUUCCGUCUAUCAGGUACAGGUUAAUCUAGCCAAGGAUGUCCUCAAGAAAGUGGAAACCAAUCGAGAUCAGCAUCGCGAAUACGACGCCAAUAUGAAAUCCGCGAAGGAUUGGAUCGCCAAUGCCAAGGCCACAAUUCAGUCGGCAGGCGAGGGAGCUGGCUCUAAGGAGGCUCUCCAGCGACGCCUGGAGCAGAUCCAGGAUCUGAUUCGCAACCGUGAGGUUGGCCAGAACUUGGUCCACACUGCCAUCAAUAAUGGCGAGAAGAUAAUCAGGAACACACGCUCCGAUGGACGCGAUGCAAUCAACAGCGAGAUGAAGGAACUCCAAACGGAAUGGGAUCGCUUGGUCAAGAAAAUGUCCACCGCUAAGGUGCAACUCGAAACGAAUCUGUUGCAAUGGGCGGACUAUAGUUCCAGCUACUCGCAGUUGCAGCAAUGGAUCACCGACAGGGAGGCCAAGUUGCAGCAGGCUUGUGAACAGAAGAUCGUUAAGUCCAAGCGUGGUCAACCAGGUCUUAGCAGUGGCUUGAGCGAACGCAAGGCCAAUCUCCGGCAGACAAACAACAUUGUGCAGGAUAUAGUUUCCUUUGAACCAAUGAUUCAGUCGGUAACAUCCAAGGCAUCUGUUCUGCAGCAAGGUGCUCCGGGCACUGAGAUCUCGGAUAAGUACGAGAACCUCACCAAGCAAGCCAAGGAUCUGUAUGAGAAGCAGAAGAACACCAUCGAGAGCUAUCAGUCUUUGAUUGAUGCCGGAAAUGAAUUCGCUACCUGGCUGAGAAACGCCAAGGAACGGCUAAGCAAGUGCUCUGAACCCACGGGAGAUAAGCAAGCUCUGGCAGAGAAGACCCAUCAGCUGAAGAUUCUGCAGGGAGAGUUGCCAGAAGGAGCUCAGAAACUUAAGAAUGCUUUGGAACAGGGUGAGAUCGCUUGCCGAAGUGCCGAGCCCGAGGAUUGUGAAAUCAUCGAGCAGGAAGUGGCCCUCCUUCAAGAGGAAUUCGAUGCCUACAGGGAAGCCCUCAACAAGGCCAAGGAUUAUCUGGAAGUGGGCAUUGUCAAGUGGUCAGACUACCAGGAUCAGUACACCGAAGCUUUGGAGUGGUUAAGCAAGACCGAAGCCUUGGUGCAGUCUUAUAACAAGUUGCAGGAUAGUUUGAUCCAGAAGAAGGUUGUUCUGGAACAAUUCCAAGGACAUCUGCAAACCCUCUUCGAUUGGCAGAAGACCUUGGAUGAUCUGAACAUGAAGGCUCAGCUCCUCUUGGAGACUUGCUCCGAUACAAGGAUCAGCAACGCCAUCAUGCAGUUGACCACCAAGUACAAUGCUCUUCUGACUCUGGCCAAGGAGGUGAUGCGUCGUCUGGAGAUGCACUACCAGGAGCAUCAGCAGCAUCACAGUCUCUACGAGGAGUGUCAAUCGUGGAUUGAGAAGACCCGCGAGAAACUCGCCGAGUGUGAUCACAUACCCGGAACUCUCAACGAAGUUCAAAUCAAACUGAACACCGUGAAAAACCUUCGUCAAGGUUUCGAAACGGGACAAAACAAGCUGCGUUAUCUCUUGGAACUUAAGGAGAAGGUGAUCAUGAACACUGAACAGAACGGAGCAGCCAAGAUUCAGGAGGACACCGAGUCCCUUAAGCAGGACUUCGACAAACUCUUGGUGGAUCUCAACGAUGUUCGCCAGAAACUGGCCAAUCGACUUGCCCAGCUGGAGGAGAUCUUCAAGCUGUACAAGAUCCUGGUCGAAUGGCUGGAAGAUGUGGAGCCAAGUGUAAAGGCCAGUGAUGAGUUCCUGAAUGAUUUGAGCGAGAAGCGCGCGGCUCUGGAGAAGUUCCGCGUCAUUCAGCGCGACAUCAAUGGACACAACGAUAUUGUUGAGAAAAUCAAUCAGCGUCUGAAGGAGGACAACAGCUUGGAUCUGAACGACUUCCAACCGGGUCUGGGCAAAUUCGAUGAACUGCAGACGCAGGUGAACAAGAUCAUUGAGUCGCUGGAGAACCAGGUGAACAGCCACGAGAAAUACAAGCAGGCCUACAAUGAGCUGCAGGACUGGCUGCGUCGCACUCGCAUCGAGGUAGAGCAGUGUGCCGAUUGUCAUGGCGAGAAGGAUCAAGUGGAGAGUCGCCUGAAUCGCUUGGGAGACAUACAAUCCUCCUCCAUAGAGGGCAAAUCCCUGCUGGAAGCCUGCGAAGAACUCAGUCAGGCGGUGAUUGCCACCAGCGGAAGCGAGGGCCAGGACAAUGUGGCCCAGGAGAUCAAGCACCUCACCUCGGAGUGGGAAUCCCUCCAGGGUUUGUCCCGCGAUGCACGCAGCAGCUUGGAGGCCUGCUUGGCUGCCUGGCAGGCAUUCCUGCAGAAGUUCAACAAGAUCAACCUGUGGAUCGAUACGAUGAGCAAGCGCGUUGCCAAAUCGCAGGAAGGCGAGAACAAGACCCCCGAAGAUUUGGUUAAUGCCAAGAAACUGCUUGAGGAAGUGCUGGCCGAAAAAGAUAAUGUGGAGGAUCUGAAUGACAACUGCGAGUUGCUAAUGGAGCAGAGUGCCUGCACUCGCAUUCGAGAUCAGACCAUCGAAACUCAGGCCAACUACACUAAGCUCUUGACUUCCGCCCAGGGAUUGGUUGCCAAGAUCGAGAAGAAUCUGUCCGAUCAUACAGAGUUCCUCAACUACAAGAAGGAAAUGGAUGCUUGGAUUGAGAAGGCUCAACAGGUUCUGGAUGAUUGUUCCACGGAGGGUGAUGCCGCCAUUAUUGCCCAGAAAGUGGAUACUGUUAAUUCCUUGGCCUCUCGCCUCCCAGAAGGUCAGCAUCUGUUGGCUUUGGUGCAGGAUGCCUACUCGAAGGCCUCGAACAUCACGCCCGAAGACAAGCAAGAGAAGCUGCGAGAACUGAUGACCAAGGUCCGUGAGGACUGGGAUGCCCUGGGUCUGGCUGUCAAGCAAAAGUUGAGCGAUCUGAAGCAGGCCCAGAACCGCUGGAACGACUUCGCUGCCAACAAGGACAAACUCGAGAAGUGGCUGAACGAAACCGAGAAGACUCUCAAGGUGGCACCGGAAACCAAGGGCGAACUGAGCGAGAUGAAGACCCUGCUGGAGCGCUACAAGACCCUUUCGAAUGAGCUGAAACAGAAGGGCAACGAGCUGGAGCAGCUACAGUCGGAGGCCCGUGAUCUGGGCACCGAAGUGGAUGCAGUGAAUCGAUUGCAAUCCCGAUGCGACAAGCUCAAGAACGAUUGCUCCGCUCAUAUUGCGGCGCUCGAACAGGAGAUGUUCGACUAUAAUGCCUACCACCAGAGUCUGCAGGACGUGGAGAAGUGGCUGCUGCAGAUCUCCUUCCAGCUGAUGGCCCACAAUUCGCUGUUCAUCUCUAAUCGGGAGCAAACCCAGGAGCAGAUCAAACAGCACGAGGCCUUGUUGGGUGAGAUCCAGAAGUAUCAGACCAACUUGGAUGACCUGAAUGCCAAGGGUCAGGCGCAGAUCAAGCGCUACGAGAACUCAACUCCGGCCAUUCGUCCCACGGUUGAAUCCCAGCUGAAGAAUAUCCAGGAUAGUUACAACUCCCUACUGCAAACCUCGGUGCAGAUCAAGAACCGCCUUCUCGAGUCGCUGGCCAAGUUCCAGGAGUACGAGGACACCCUCGAUAGCAUCAUGCGUAACCUGGAGACCUACGAGCCCAUCAUCCAAACCGAACUGGAUGCCCCGGCCACGAGUCUGGAGUUGGCUCAGAACCAGUUGAGAUGUGCCCAGGAAAUGCAGAACAAGUUGAACAACGAGAAGUCUCGUUUGGCAGCUGCCGUUCAGGCCUGUGAGGCAGCCACUGCCUCCAUAAGUCGUCCAAGUUCUCCACUGGAAACCGCCAUGCAGGCCAUUCCCGAAAGGGAGCUCAUUGUGCGCGCCAAGCUCGAGGAUCUGCUGGAUCAGAAACCGCCUCCAAAGACUCAGAGCUCAACCGAAGGUGUCAACAAAGAUGAUGAUGAAGAUGCCGAUGAUGUUGAGAUCCAGGUUGAGCUCGGCGAUGUGAAUGAGGGGCUUCUGGAUCCGAUUGCCCACGAGCGUGUCAGCAACUAUCGUCGCAUAGUUCGUCUGAAUAGCGCCCAUGUGGGCAAGCUGAAUGAACUGGUUGCUAAGGUGCAAUCCCACUUGGGUGGCUUGACUGCAUCCGUUAGCGAACUGGAGCAACAGCAGAAGCAGCGCGCCGAGCUGCAGGAUUGGGUUAAGAAGCAGCAGAGCUCCGUCUCCGAUUGGAUGAUGCGUCCUUGCAAACUGCGUCCUGAGGCAGCUCAACAGGAGCUAGUGUCCAUGAAUGAUUUACUAAACUCCAUUGGAGAUAAGAGAUCGCAGUUGAUGCUGGAGAUGACAGGAUCAUUGGGCGAUGAAGACACCGAUCUGGAUGACAACAUCGACAAACUCGAAUCGGAACUCAUGGAUGCCAUUGCCAAGAAGCAGGCUGGCCAGAAUGUAAUCGAUGGCUAUCGCCAGGGUAUGGCUGAUGUCCAGAACUGGUUCGAUACCCUGAUCAAACGCAUGGAUGUUCUGGAUCGCGGAUCCGGUCUGAAUUGUGCCCAGAAAACGGCCGCCAUUAACGAGAUCAAGAACGAAUACGAGCUGCAAGGUCACCCGAAGAUCCAGGAGCUCAAGGGCAAGGCAUCGCAGGUGGCGGAGGUCAUCAGCAAUCUGGAUGGCCAGCAGGUCGAGGAGCAAAUGAAGUCGUUGGAUCGCCGUUUCGCCGAUCUCGGCAAACGCAUCGAUCGCAAGGCCCAACUGCUGGAUGUGACCAACAAGGGAGUGGAGGGAGCCAAGGGCGAGAUCGAUCAGCUCCAGAACUGGGUGAAACAGCAGAUCGAGGAGCUGCAGGCGCCCACUCCCUUGGGCUACACGCCCAAGGAUGCCGAGGCCCGCCAGCAGAAGAUCAAGAGCCUGAUGAAGGAUGCCGAGGCCAAGCAAUCCCUCGCCGAUGUUCUCGAGAAGCGCGUGGCCAACAUGCAACAGGAAUUGGAACCCGUUGAGUAUUCCCAACUGGAGUCGGCAUUGCGCAAUCUCAACACUGAGAAUCGCAAUUUAUCCGGAGUUCUCAAAGCAGAACUCGAUCGUGCUCUGGAGGCCAGCAAGGCUCGCAAAUCCCUGGAGAACGAUCUGGACAAGGCUCGCCAAUGGUUGAAGACCAAAAUCUCUGAAGUGCGCAAACUGCCAGUUUAUCAUCCACUCACCUCCGCUGAAAUCGAGAAGAAGAUCCAGGAGAACCGCAAAUACGAUGACGAUGCCAAGCAGUUCAACGACAGCGUUUUAACUGAUGUUCAGCGACAGGCUGCCAACAUCAUGAAGGAUUGCGACGAUGGCGACAAGGCUGCCCUGCAGCAGAUCCUUGAUGAAAUAGCCGCCGAUUAUCAAACUCUGAAGGAUGAGAGCAGCAAGAGAGGAAAGUCCCUGGAUGAUCUCCUUCAGGGUCGCAAGGCCUUUGAGGACUCGAUGAAGAACAUGGGCGAUUGGCUGAACGAAAUGGAAACCGCCACCGAAGGUGAACUGCGCACCACAAGUCUUCCAGUUUUGGAGGAGCAGUUGGCUCACUACAAGAAGCUCCUGGGCGAUGCCGAGAACAAGGGAGGUCUGAUCAACGAUGUUUCCGAGCAAGGAAAGAGCAUCCUGCCCACUUUGAGCAAUGCCGACAAGCUGAAGCUUAACGACGACAUCAAGAACAUGAAGGAUCGCUAUGGCAGGAUCAAGAACACCAUCGAUGAUCGCGUGAACGCCCUGGGUGACCACAUCAAGAAGUACAAGGAUGCCAAGAGCAGGUUGGCCGAGUGCAGUCAGUUCUUGGGCAACAUUCAGCAGAAGCUCAGGGAACUCAAUCGUCCCAUUGGCUCCAGGAUCGAAGAUGUCCAGGAUCUGCUGGGCGCCUACGAAGGAAUUCUCAAGGAACUUAAGGACAGCAAGAGCAAGAUGGGCGAUAUGCAAAUGGACGACUUGCCAGAGUUGCAGAGCAUCUUGGCCCAACAGGAUGACAUGAUCAAGCUGAUCGAAGAUCAGUUGGCCCAUCUGCGUCAGCUUUUGUUGCUCCGCGAGCAGUUUAUUGCCUUGAUCAACGAGAUUAUUGCCUUCAUAAUGAAGUACACUGAUGUUAUCAUUGAUAUUGAGAACUCCCCUGAUAGUUUGGAGGACAAGAUCAACAAGUACGACGAUGUCAUUGUUAAGAUCCAGGAGUGCGAGGGUGUCCUGGCCUCCGCCAAUGACAAGGGCCAGAAGAUUGCCUCCGAGGGCAAUGCUGCCGACAAGAACAGCAUCACCGAGCAACUGCAAUCCCUGAAGAAUCAGCUGCAGAACCUCCGCAAGGCUGUGGAGUCGCAGCGCCAGAAGCAUCAACUCCAACUGGAAUCCCACAAGAAGAUGGCCGCUGAACUAAGUGAAAUCCUGGAUUGGCUUCACAGCCACGAAGGAGCAGCCAAGUCACGUCCUCUUUUGGAUCGCGAUCCCGAAUCAGUCGAGCGGGAGCUGCAGAAGCACCAGGGUCUCAGCCAGGACAUUGAAUCGUAUCUCAAUAAGUUCAACAAGAUCAAUGAUGGUGUUAAAACCGAGAUUGGAAUGCCUAGUUCUCUGUUGGAAAUGCUUUCCGAGGGCAGAUCCCUGGUGGCCUCUCUGCCCCACGAACUCGAGGAGCGUGAGAAGUACCUGAAGAACAACCGCGACUCUCGUUUGGAGUACAUGCAGCUGGUGGCCAAGUUCAACGAUUGGGUUCACGAGGCUGAGUUGCGUCUGCAGAACAGCCAGCAUGGCAUCGACUACGAGCACCUGGUCCAGGAUCUCGAUGAACACAAGAUCUUCUUUGGCAACGAGGCUCCCAUCCGCAAUCUGGUGCACAAGCAGAUCCAGGAGGCCGCCGACAAGAUCUGGUCUUCGUUGAACAACUACGAACAGUCGGAACUUUCCGCGGAAUUGGCUCAGUUCCAAACCAAAUUGACCAAUACUCUGGCCAAUGCCAAAACCCAGCAGAGUGAGUUGGAGAAGGAGGCGGAGCGCUGGAGGGAAUACCAACAGUCCAUCGAUAGGGUCAAGGCGACCAUCGAACGCACCAAGUUCAGCGAUGAGCCUGUCCAGAAUUUGGCCGGACUUCACUUCAACAUCCAGAAGCUGACCCACGCCAUCGGAAAUGUCCAGAGUCAAAAUAGCGACCUAACGCUAGUAAAUCAGCAGGCCCAAUCGCUGAUCCGUCAGGCCGACGCCCGAAACCGCCAGCUGAUCGAGCAGGAUAACGCCGGAUUGAAUAGAUCGUGGCAGGAUCUGGUCCGCAGUUUGGAGCAGCGACGCGACAACCUGCAACAGUUGGCCGAGCAUUGGGACGGGUUCGAGAACAGCCUGCACGCCUGGGAAAAGGCACUUGGUCGAUUGGAGGACAAGUUCCGCAAUGUCGAUCCGACUGUAAGAUCCCGACGUCAUUUGGAAGAUACGAAGAAUGCCAUUCAGGAAUUACGUGAAGAAUCAAAUCAACUUAAAUCAUCACAUAAAGAAAUCGAGGCGCUCUCUAAAUCCAUCCUCACAUUCCUUGGGGAAGUACACAAACCCUCGGCGGAGGCCAUACAGGCCAAAGUGGAUAAGUUAGUCGACCAGCAGGCCAAAUUGAACGACACGCUGCGCGAUAAGGAGCAACAGGUUAGCAAGGAUCUCGAGGAGAUCGAGCAAGUCUUCCGUCGCAUCUCGCAGCUGCAGGACAAGCUAAACGCGCUCCACGAUCAACUGCAAUCGGUUCACGUCUACGACGAGCACAUCUCCCAAACGGAACAGCUCCUGAUCACCUUAAACAGCCAAGUGCAACAGGCGGCCGAGGAGAGCAAAUCGCUGGUGGCCCAGACGACGGCCCACUACCAGGCCAAACAGAAUCAGCUGCCCAGCGACAUUGCCCAGGAGUUCACCGCUCUCGAGCUACUGGCCGAACGUGUACAGGUGACGAUGGAGACCAAAGAGAAGGAUUUCAAGCGGGCCAAGACCGUGCGCACCGAGUAUGUGGCCGGUGUGGAUGAGAUCCAGCGCUGGCUGCUCCAGGCCGAGGUGCAAGUGCAGGAGCGCAGCCUGACGCCCACGCAGAUGAAGGAGCUGCUGCAGCGCAUCAACCACGAGAUCACCGCCAUCUACGAACGCUUCACCCUGGUCAAGACUAACGGCCAGCUGAUCAUCGAGAACUGUCGCAACAGCGAGGAGAAGACGCUGGUGCAGACCACCAUCGAUCAGUUAGCCGCCUCGCUGGCCCAAGUCCGCGGCUGGCUGGACGAGAAGAAGCAGGCGGUCGGGGAUAGUCUGGACGCGUGGACGAGGUUCAUGAACCUCUACCAGAUCGUGAUGUCGUGGGCCGCCGAGAAGCGCACCUUCAUCGACCAGACGAUCGAGCUGCGCACUCUGCCCGAGGCACGCAACAAACUGAACGACUAUGUGACGGCUGUGAAGAGUAUUAAACCGAUUGUUAAGCAUCUGAGCGAAAUGGACAAGGAACUGGAGCACAUCGGCCAGGUGACGACUGUGGGCGAUCUCAAGGACAAACUGCAGGAGGCCGAGGAUGCGAAGAUAUCCGUGGAAGCGGUGCUGCUAGAGAGGAACUCCCUGCUGCAAGAGGCCUGCGAGGAAUGGGACCAAUGUGAACGCAAGAUCAAGGAUAUACGCUCCUGGCACGAGAAGACGAAGCAGAGUUUGGACUCCGCGCAGCAGCAGAAGAAGCCGCUGCGCGAUCAGCUGGGCUUCUGCGAGAAGACCCUGGCCGAUAUCAAUGUGCAGAAGACGAAGCUGCGUCUGUCCAUCGAGAAACUGGAGGUUCAUUUCCGCAACGGCAUGGGCGGUGAUCCGCGCCUGAGCGAGAAUGUCGAUGAACUGGUGCGCGUGCUCGAUGGUUUGGGCGAGUUGGUCAAGGCCAAGUCGCAGAGCCUCGAGCAGACGCUGGCCCAGAUCGACGUGUACCAGCAGCAGAUGCAGACCCUGCGCCAGCGCAUCAUCCAGGAGGAGCAGCAGCUCCGCCUGGUGAUGGCGCCCACGUACUUGCCGCACGAUCGCGAGCGCGCAUUAGCCGAGCAACAGGAACUAAUUACGCAAGAACUCGACGAACUGCUCCAAUCGCUCUCGAGCGUCGAGGAUGGCAUCGCAAAUAUGAACCAGAGCAGCCUGGAGGGCAUGCUAAAUGGACUGAAGCUAAUCCAAAGCAAUCUCGAAGUACACGAAAGGGACGCCAUCGAUUUGAAGGCCCAGGCAAAGAAACUGCCCACGGAUCCGGCGACCGAACGUUUGCUCAACGAUACCGUGGAUCGCAUUGAUUUGCUACUCCGCCGUACUCAGCAAGGCAUCACCAUGAUAGCGAAUGCUAUGCAUGGCCAGAAGAAGCGGCAGCAGGAGAUCGACGAGUACCAGCAGCAUCUGCUGGAACUGGAGCGCUGGAUCAUCGAGGUUUCCGCCGAGCUGGCUUCCUUUGAGCCCACCUCGGAGAGCAGCACCGAUGAGCAAGUGCUCAAGUCGCAGGUGGAGAGGAGCCAGCAGUUGCUGCGUACGCUCAAGGAUCGCCAGCAGUCCAUGGAGGAUCUGGUGGAGCAGACGCGCCAGCUGCAGUCCCACUCCGAUGUGGCUCCCCUGGCCGACACGCUGAUGGAGCAGCUGCAGAGCAUCAUAACCAUUCUGCGGGAACAGGUAACCGUGGCUACCAAGCGCAUCUUCACCAUCGAGAAGCGCAUUGUGGACUUGCGGAAGUCCAAGAGCGAGGAGGCGCAACGCCAACGUGUUCUGGCCGACUCCUUAAUCAAGCCCCCAACAGAAAUUCCAGCCAGUCCAGAGGCCCACGAGUCCAUCGAGUCCAAUGAGAACACCAUCGACUCGAGUUCCAUGCCCGAGGAGGAGAUCAAGCCAACUGGAGUUUAUGUGGAGACACAGACUUCGCUGAGCCUGCAACAGCCGCCGGUUCAAGUGGUUACCACCACGACUGUGGAGGCGCAGACCAGUUUCCAGGAGCCGGCUGUUGAGACCGCCGAGGUGGCGCUGCAAACACAGAAGGAGCGUUCACCCACCGAGAACAUCAUGGUCACCCAGACGGUGCAGCACGGCCAGGAGACCAUCCAGAUCGACACUACUCGCAACAAGGAUGUGCCCGACGAGCCCGAGGAUGUGCAGAUCGAGGCUCGCUAUCACCAACGCCCUCAGGGCGAUGUGGACCGCGCCACCGAACUGAUCCUGAAGAAUGUCCCCCAGGCAUUCGAAACCACUUUCGUGGAGCCCGAUGAGACGACCACCGAAGUGAUUGUGGGUCCCGAUGGCACCAAGCACAUUGUGCUCAAGAAAGUCACCCGAACGCGGCAGCAGAUUGUGCAACAGCAGCAGAUCAGCUCGAUUGAGACGAUCAGCGACUCGGACGGGAACAUUGAGGUGCACUCCACGGGUCAGAUAAACCUGGAGAAUGUCCACACCACGGACACCAAGGCCGAUCCGCAAGAGGGCAGUGUCCACACUGUGAUUACGCAGCAAACGCGUGGAGCAGUCGUGGAUUCGUCACAGCCCGAGGGUGUCAUCCUCCAGGAGUUCGAAACCGAGCCGACCAUUGAGACGUACGAAGAGGUGAUUGCCCCUGGAUCAACCCAGGCGCAACUGAUUCCCUCGCAGCCCGGCGACGUGCAGACCCAGGGAACCAUUCGAGCUGUAGUCCAGCAGGUGACCCGGAAAGUGAUCCGAAAGACGCGAAAGAUUAUUAAGCGCGUGGUGAUCAUCGAUGGAAAGGAACACAUCACCGAGGAGGUGGUCGAGGAACCCGAGGAGGUGGAGAUCACCGAGGAGGAGACCGCCCCGCACAUCAAUGUGAACAUUGUGCGAACCGUCGAUGGCAAGGUGGUUAGCGAGGAGGAGUUCCAGCGAUUGAUGCAGGAGCCCGGCGUGGUCAUCGAAGAAGUUGCCACGGAUCUGUGCAAGCCAACAGCAGCAGCAGAACCGCAGCAACAGGUAUUUGAUAUUGAGUCUAAUCAAGUCACCACCACCACAAGAACAGCAACAACAACAGCAACCACACAAGAACAAGAACAGCCAGAACAACAGACACAACAACCAACAACAGAAACGACUAAAGAAGCACCUGUAGAGUUGCCGGCACCUCAAGUAGAUGUUGAACAACCCGUAGAAGUUGCCACUACCAGUCCCGUUCAUGUUCCAACAGCAGCGGAUGUAGCUGAACCCAAAGACUCCCCAGCUCCAGCUCCAGUUUCCCCAGAAAUUGUAGAUGUUCAACCGGUGGUUGAAGACAUCAACGAGAUUUGGCCACUGGAACACCACCUGAAACCCACCAACAUUGACUUCUCCCAGCACGUCGAAGAAUUGGCACUACCAGCAACAACAACCGUAGUCGAAACUGAAGCCUCCAUGCCAGUUGAGGAGAUUUGGCCAACCAGCCCAGAAACCGGAAACUCUUUGACCCUGGAGCACUACGAAUUCGAGCCACAAUCACCUCGAGAAGAGAGCACAAAAUCUGAGGAAGCAAAGCCACAAGAGACUGAACCGGAAUCUGUUGCUGAAGUCCAGCCGGAGCCCAUUAAACCCGGAAGUAUUACCAUCACCAAGACUACAACCACCAUUACAAGUCCUACGGAAUUGGAAAAGGUUAUUCAGGACUUGCCUGCCGAAGAAGCACAGCCACCAGUAUCUAAGACCAAGACUGACAUUCAGAGCUUCCUGGAAGCCGAACAGACUUUGGCCACAGCUUUGAAGGAACAAUCUUCCACGCCGACUGAAACUUCAGUUGUUGAAGUUGUGCAAUCCCAACCUGCGGAAAUUGUACUUGAAGAGAGUAAGGAACCUGUGACUGUAGAGAUUACAACCAUUAAGACUGAGGAACAGAAACCAGUGCCAGUAGAGGAAGCAAAGCCUGAAGAGCCGAAACCAGCGGAAGUGACUGCCCUUGAGAUCGUUGAGAAGACUGAAGAGAUUGAAGAACAACCAGCUCCAGUUCAAAUUGAUCUGCGUGCUGCCACGCAACUCUUCAUCACUGGAGAGGCUGCGGCUGCAACGGCUCCACAGAAAACCUUCCAGAUCACCGCUCCCUCGCUGGAGGACAACGGCGCUGGCGUGCUGAAGGUUGUCUUGGGCAAGGAAGCCACCACCGCGGACGAUUCCACGGCGGCUCCAACCACCGGCAAGGUGAGCAUGACCAUCAUCGAGACCGCCGCUGCUCCUGUCGCCGACGCCAAGCGGCGUCGAAAGAAAAAGAAGAGAAGAGACACGAAGCACGAGGAGGAGCUCGAACAAGAACAAGAAACUGAGCCGGAGGCGGUGGUCGUGAAAGAACCUGAAGUAGAAUCAGAUCUGCCCGUUUCUCCGGUGGAUUCACCACGCGAUACUGUCCGCCAUGAGUCCAUUGUUGAGAUCAGUCCCGAUAGCGAUCUGUCCAGCAUUGAGAUCGACUCGAAGGUCAAGGUGGUGGAAGAUGCCGUCGUCUCCUCGCCCUCGGAAUCGCCAAGAACACCAAUGGUUGAACUGGUCAUACCCACGGAGGUUGUGGAGUUAGCUUUGGUGGAGGAUGAGGAGCAGCAGACCACUCCGCGUGUUCCCUCUCCAGUAGAAAAAACCGAAGUUGAACUGGAUAUUAAGUCCGUGCAGACUUCUCCACAGCAUCAACCCAAAUUGGAUGAGACCGCAGUGCAGACGAGCUUGGAAGUGCAACCAGAUAACCAGGAGAACGAGUCGCAAACUUUGGUUGUUGAGAUUACGGAGACUGAAGCACAAACUACUCCCCGAAGCGAAGAGCAACCGGCGGCAGUGGAAAUCACAACCACCGAGAUCCAAACGGAUGUUAGUGGUCAGCCAGCAGAAACUGUGGAGAUUUCCAGCCAAACCACUGUGACCACCACAAUAGAAAAGGAGCUGCAGACCACGCCAAAGGAUUCGCCUCGUGCGCCAGAACCAGGCAGCAGUGAUGUGGUGGAGUCUCUGGUCCAGGAUUUGGUCAAAGACAUGACCACCGAUCUGCCAGUGCGAACCAGCGAGCAAUCCACCGUGACUGAAACCACCACAACCACCGAGACCCAUGUACAAACGAAUACUCCGGAGCCAAGUGAACAAAUUGAAUUGGUCAAACCGGAGACUGUUCAUGAGGAGACUUCAACGGUGGAACUUGUGCAGGUCGCCGAUGGUGAAAUGCAGACCACUCCUCGUGGAGAUCAGGAACCUGCUUCCCUGGAUGACAAUUCCCUGACAGCCACUUCAAUAUCCGUUUCGGAACCCUACGAACUGGAGGUCAAGACCACGGUAGCCAUUCCCGCUGAUUCCGAUACUUCGGCGGCCGAGCCAACGGUUUAUGAGUACACUCAGACCAUGCAGCUGCCCAAACAGGACAAGAAGUCCAAGAAGGACAAGAAAAAGAAGGGAAAGAAGGAGCCCGAAGUGGAGGAGCCACAGCAGCUGCCAGAGGAGCCGCAGAUCAGUGUGACAGUUGAAAUCGCACCCGAGUUGCUCUCCGAAUCGGGUAUUGUGGUGUCCACCAACCAGCAGAUUGAAGAAGUGCCGCAUGUAACACCAGUUGAGGAGACUCCCAUCGAAGCUGAAGAACCCAAAGCCCAGAGAGUGCAACUCCAGAUCACCAAGACCACCGUCUACGAUGAGUAUCCCGAUCUGCCGGUUCACAUAACCGAGCAGAACAAGGUGCUCAUUGCCUCCCAGCAGAGCAAGAGAUCCGGAGCAGGACCCACUUCCGCGGCGGUGACCAUCGAAGAGGUGGCCUCGCCCACGGAGGAGCUGGUGGUGCCCAUCACCCCGGGACCGGAUAACCUGACCAACGAACCCAGCAACAUUUGGUUCAGUGCCACCACGAGUGUGGACAAGACACCCAUUGAACUCUCGCAGGCUUUGAUUAUGAGCGAGAGCUUGCAACAUUAUCCAGGACAACAGCCACAAAGCCAGCAGCCCAUCUUGGUUUCCACCAAGGAAGCCAUCGGAGAUCGCAUCAAGCACCUCAAGCAGGCAUCUCCCCAGCAGGCAACUCCGCUGAGCAAUGUGCUCCACUUGGCCACUUUAUCCGAGCAGAUCAAGGAUGUGCCCACGGAGCAGCGCGUUUUGGAGGUGAACGAGGGUCUCCAGGAUCUCGAUGCUGCCAUCAAGAAGGGAGACAAGACGGUGAUUCAAACCACAGUCAUCACGGUCAUUGAGAAGGUGUCCACUUGGCUGGAAACCAUCGAGUAUCGCGUGUACCUCAUCCGACAGAAUUCCAAUGAAGGACCCUCCGAGGAGAAGCUGGAUAACUACAACCAACUCAACGAGGAACUCAGCACCAUCAAGCAAAAUGUUGGCCAACUGGAGCGACAGUUGUCGAAGGCAGAACCGGAACUACUGCAGUGCGUGGAUUCCCUCAAAGAGCACGUGGAUGCAGUGGAGCAGGUGACUCAGCAGAACCAGCUGCAGGAUAGCAACGACCUGGACAAGUGGCACAGCUUCGAGGUGCUGCUGUACAACGUCUCCACCUAUUUGGCCGAGCUGCAGCAGAGCUACGAUCUUCUGGUCAACCAGGAGUACCCGCUGUCCGCCAAACUCGCCCAGUUGGAUGAACUGGAGCAGCAACACGAGGCGACGCAGCUGCAACUGGCGCAGCUCUGUCAGAAUGCCCGCGCCUUCCAGCGAGAUUUCCCCGGCAAGAAGAUGCCGCAGGACGUGCACAAUGCCUUCGAAACGAGCAGGAAUAUUGGCAACAACAUUCAGGCUGAAAGAGAGCGAGUCCUGCAACUGCAAUCCCUGGCGGAGGAGUACGAGCAGACGCUCAAGGAGUUCACCAAGAUCACCGUUCUGGCCGACAAACUAGUUGAGAGCCCCAUCGUCUCCAGUUCGCUGGAGCAGCUGAACAACGAGGUGCAGAAGCAGCGGAAGUUCUUUGUGAAUCUCAGCCAUUGCCGCGCCAUGUUGGAAUCCCUCGAGGAGAACAUCGACAGUGAGACGCGCGAGAAGCACUCCGAGUUGCACAAGGAGCUCUACAACAGGGCAACCAGUUUGCUGGACAAAGCCUCGGAAAGAUCAUCCAAGUUGGUACAAGCUGCCUCCCGUUGGACUGUUUUGGAGAAGGGAAUGCGAGACGAACUGCAGUGGUUGCAGGUGGCUCAGCAGAGGGUGCCCGACUUAUCAGCAGUUACCUCGGCUGACUACGAUCAGUAUACCACACUCUACCAAUCCCUGAGCAACGACAUCUCCCAUCACUACGUGAAGAUGACGCAGCUCUCGGGAAUCGCCAACAAGUUGCAACUCCUGGUGCAGGCCCCCAAUCUUGUCGAGGAAACCAACGAGGCUUUGAUUGUGCUGCUGAAACUCCGCGAGGAGGUGGCUUUGUACCUGCAUCGCCUGCUGGUCUUCAAGGAGAUCUGGGUGCAGUACGAACAGCAAACGGACAAGCUGGAGGCCUUUGUGCGCGAGGCGGAGCAGGAACUGCGACACAUUCAGAUCCCAUCGCAGCCGACUGAGCAGCCCAUCGAGCACAUGCGCCAAUUCUGGGAGAUCAAGGCCCGCUUCGAGCUGCACAACAAUGUGCGAACCGAAACUGGUCUGAGCUUCGAGAAAUCCCUGCAGGUUAUCCCGCUGGCCGACGAGAUGCUCCAACGGCAGUUCCAUGCCCAACUGGAGGAUCGCUGGCAGGCCGUUUCCCAAGCCAUCGAGCUCAUCCAGCACAACAUUGUGGAGUGCCUGUCCUCGGAGGACGUGCCCGCCGAUGAGAAGCUCAAGAUGGUGGAGCGGGAGCUGCAGGAGAUCUACCUGACCAUGACCAGCAUGAAGGGCGUGAUCAAGAACGAGGAGGAGCUCUGCCUGUACAUCGAGAGAGUGCAAGUGCUCCGCACCCGCGUGGGCUUCAUUGGCAACGAGCUGGGCAGGAUUGGCCUGCAGGAGCCCGCCAUCGAGCCGGAAAAAGUGGGAGAACUCUUCGCCCUCUCCCACAAGAUCAGCACCCAGAUCGCCGAGGAGCUGGAAGGUGCCUCCGUGCUGCGAGACCAACUGCAGGCCAUUCAGGAGGGAAUCAGCAACCAGCGAAAACACCAGGCCAAGAUCUCGGUCAUCCUGGACGAGUGCGAGGCAGCCGAGCGCCAAGGAGCGGCUGUACUCGAAAAAGCCGUGGCCGAUUGCCAGGGAGCCGGCGAGGAGCUGGUGACCAGCUGGCAGGAGAUCAUGCGAAUCCGUCAGAUGCUGCACACGCUUCCCAUGCGACUCAAAAUGUCCGUUUCGCCGGUUAAACUGGAGCGGGACAUCUCGCAGCUGCAGGACGAUCACGCCUUCCUCGAGAGCAAGUGCACCAAUAUCAUGGCCAUCCUGCGGAAUCGUCUGGCCGUCUGGCUGCGCUACGAACGCCAGUUGGAGUUGGUCCACGGAUCCGUGCAGGAAACCGACUUCAUGAUGGAACUCAUCCGGGUGCACGGCCAAGUGGACUACGAGCGCCUUCGCAAGGCCACCGAACGAUUAGAGGGACUCGCUGGCGAUCUACACAACCGCGAGCAACUGAUCGACGAGCUGAAGGGAGCCGCCAAGCCGCUGAUCGAGAGCUGUGAUGUCCAAAUUGUCGAGCAGAUCGAGUCGGCCGUCCAGGAGGCGGUAAUCGCCUGGAAUGACACCAGCGAGAAUCUGCAGCAGCUGCGAACCCGCUACCAACGAGCCGUCGAGCUGUGGGACAAGUACAGGAACGCCUCAGCGGCCGUCAAAAGCUCCAUUGAGCAGCAGAUGGAUACGGUGAAGUCCCUGGAGCAGCCGCUGGAUGCCCUGCAACAUGCCAAGGUAUGCCAAGACAACCUGACGACCCAGAAUGACAGAAUCUUGGAGCUGCGCGACAUUGUGGCCAAGAUCGCCGCCGACGUGGGCCUGGAUGCCUCGGCCCUCAUGCAAGGCGAACUGGAUGCACUGGGUCAAAGGUUGGCGGAGUGCAAGGAUGCCAUCACCACGCUGGCAAACGUGGCCGAAACGCAGGACAAGGAGCGCAAGGAGCUCGACAAGGAGGUGACACUGGCCAAGGCUUACUUCAACAAUGUUCAGCAGGACAUUUCCCGCGAACCGCCACAAAAUCCGAAGGAAAGCGAGGAGCAGCUGGCCGCUUUGCGUGCCCAUCUCCAAACUUUGGCCCGAACGGAGGAGCAACUGCGUCAGCUGAAGGAACGCCACCAGAACAAUGAAGUGGCACCUUCAGUCAGCGGAGGAGAUGAUGACGGAGUCCUUGAGGUUUUGGCCCUGUGGCAGAAGAUAUUCCAGGACACCUUCCAGGAGUACCACCGCCUGUCCACGCGACUCGCCCGCAGCCAAAACAGUUCGGAGGCGCUGAGAUUGUGGAGACAGUACCUGCAGCACGUGCAGUCCUUCCUGUCUUGCGCCAUUCCCGAGGACUACAGCAGCCUGAGGGAGCAGCAGCAGUUGUGUGCCAUUCACCAGAACCUUCUGGUUUCGCAGCAGAGUGUCCUCUCCGAGACGCCACUCGAAUCGGAGCUAUCCGAGCAGUACAAGGCGCUGACCAACCUGCACAACGAGACCCUCUCGAGGAUCAUGCAGCGCAAUGGCGAACUGGAGCGGCGGGUGAGUGGAUGGAACGCCUAUCGCCAGCAGUUGGCCGCCCUUUUGGACUGGCUGCGUCAGCGGGAGGCGGAGCGGAAUGCCCUCCAGCUGCGCUACAUCCACCUGAAGCGAGUGCCGCACCUGAAGCACCGACUGGACGCCAUGAUUAAUCAGUUAGAUCAGGGCGAGCAGCAGAGCAAGGCCUUGCAGGAGCAGCAGCAGGAGUUGUCCCGCCACUGCGACGAUGCUUUGGCCACCGCCAUGCGAAUGGAGCAGGCCAGCAUUGGCCAGAGGAUCAGCAACCUGCGGGCAGCCCUCAAAACCUGGCAAGGAUUCCUGCAGCGCGUCACCCAGCUAUCGGAGACCUACGAACAGCGAGUGCACCAGUUGCAGCAGGAGUUCGGAGCAGCGCAGAAGCUCCUCGAUGAGAACACCGAAUCCCUGCCCACGCAACCCGCCGAGAUCGAGAGUCUCCUGGGAGCACUGCGCUCGCAGCGGGUGCAACUGGGCGCCCAGAUUCCGGCGCUGGAGAGCCUCACUGUCACCCAGGAGGAGCUCAAGGAGUGCAUCUCGCCGCACGACAUGAAGACCAUUCGCCAGCGCAACUGGCUGUUGUGGCAGCAACAUGCCGACCUGGACUACCAGCUGGCCAACCUGAUCAACUCGAUCGAGGAGCGGCUCUCCCUGCUGUCCAACUACCAGAUCCGCUACGAUCGCAUCUCCCAGUGGCUGCAGCGAUUGGAGCAGCGCGUCGAGAAGGACGCCGAUGUGGCGGCCAUGACGAAUCCCGAGCAGGCGGCCAAGCAGCUGGAGCAGCAGAUCAACUCGGAGCUUCAGCUGCGGGACAAGGAACGCGAGUGGCUGCUCUCCACCAGCAGGGAACUGCUCACCCUCUACUCCGAGCCAGAGGUUCGAUCGCAGGUGCAGCAGCAGAGCGAUGCUCUCAUCGAUCGCUGGCAGCGACUCAAGUACCUGUGCAAGCAGAAGGCCACCAAGAUCGGGGAGCUCAAGAUGACACUGCUCCGCCUGGAGGAGCGCAUCGCCCUGAUCCGCGCCUGGCUGUUCGAGGUGGAGUCCCAGCUGGACAAACCCCUCAACUUCGAGAGCUACACACCCAACGUGAUCGAGGCCAAGCUGAAGGAGCACGAGCAGAUCCAGCGCUCCAUCGAGCACCACAGCAGCAAUGUGGGCGAGGUCCUCAAUCUCGUGGAGAUGCUCCUCAACGAUGCGGACAGCUGGCGAACGCAGGUGAACACCUCUGGGCUGGCUGCCUCCGCCCAAAAUCUGGAGCAGCGCUGGAAGAACGUGUGCAGCCAGUCGGCGGAGCGCAAGGUCCGCAUCCUCUCCACCUGGAAUCUCCUCCAGCAGCUGAUCAAGCUGACGGCCGAGCACAAGAACUGGCUGGGCAAGCAGGAGAGCCAGAUCACUGGCUUCGAGCGGGACCAGAAGUCCCACGGCAAGCUGAAGCUGGAGGAGCGCCAGAAGGAGCUGAGGGCCAAGCUGGAGGAGCUGGAGAGCCAGUCGCUGAAUCUGCGCCAGCUGGAGCAGAUCUACGCAAAGCUGACAAUGAGUGCUGGAGUGGAACCAGAAAACAUCCAGAAGCUAACACUUCCCACGAAGGUGAUGGUGAGCAUGUGGCGCCAGCUGACGCCACGUUGUCACGCUCUGCUGGAUGCCAUCGACAAGGACGCCAAGCUCAUGCGGGAGUUCAACAACGCCCAGCUGGAGGCCACCAACUCGCUGAAUGCCAUUCAGAAGGCCCUGGAACAGCUGCCCAGUGCGGAGGAUCAGCAGAGCUCGAAGGCGGAGCCCAAGGCGGUGCUCCAGCGACUGGAGAGUCUGGAGAAGAAGCUGCAGGACGCCCAGCAGCAUGUCCAGCAGGCGGACACCUUGGCCCAGGAGGCCAAGACCAGGACCAAGCAGCAGCCGCAACUAAAGCAGCUCCUGGAACUGGUGACCGCCUACACGACCCUCUGGCAAACGGUCCAAACCCGCAUCGUGACCCUCAAAACCAGUUGGCUAACCAGAGCAGCUCAAGCUGCUGCCGCCUUGCCUGUAAAUGAAGCCGCCAACGCCGCCGUCCAGGUGAACACCCUGUCGCAGAGGAAGCUCCGUCAGGCGCAACAGAUGCAAAGGGUGACCUCCAUCACCGCCAAGGAUGCCUACAUCAUGGAACUCCAAACGGCCAUUGCCGAGUGCCAGAACAAUCUGGACGAGCUGCAGCGCACCGUGGUGGACAAGACCCGCAAGCCGGGUCCCCAGAAGAUCGCCAAGCUGCUGGGCAACGCCCAGUCCUCCACCGAGCUGGUGAAGCAUCUCAGCCAGCUGCUGCUCACCGAGUGCCAGGCGGACAGCCAGGCUGCCCAGGUGGAAGCCGUCGCAGAGCUCACGUUGCGCUUCGAUACCCUGCAGUCGCAGUGGAAGGCGCGACAGCAGCACGAUCAAAAUGCAAGCGAGGUCGGCCGGCUAACGUGUCCGCUCUGCACACAGCGAAACUGGCAGCAGAUCGACAACGAUCUGUGGCGCUUGGAGCAGUGGCUCCAGUUCGCCGAGAGCACCCAGAAGGCCCAAUCGACUCCCCCAUCGAACAUCGAGCUCCUCGAGGACGUCACGCAGGAUCAUCGCGAGUUCCUCUUGGAUCUGGAGAGCCACAAGUCGAUCAUCUCGUCCCUGAAUGUGGUGGGUGACCACUUGGCCACUCACACUCUGGACACCGAGAAGGCGAGGCAGUUGCGAUCUCGUUUAGAAGCGGACAACGAGCGGUGGAACAACGUGUGCAUCAAUGCCACCAAAUGGCAGGGUCUGCUGCAGACCGCCCUGAUGGGCAACAGCGAGUUCCAUCAGACCAUCGACGAGUUGGUCGACUGGCUGCAGCGCACGGAGCAGAACAUCAAGGCUUCCGAGCCUGUGGAUCUCACCGAGGAGCGCUCCGUUCUGGAGGCCAAGUUCAAGAAGUUCAAGGACCUGCGAGCGGAGCUGGAAAGAUGCGAACCGCGCGUGGUCAGCCUGCAGGAUGCCGCCGAUCAGCUGCUCCGCUCGGUCGAGGGAUCCGAGGAGCAGUCCCAGCACACCUACGAAAGAACCCUUUCCAGAUUGACCGAUCUCCGGCUGCGUCUGCAAUCCCUGCGCCGUCUAUCCGGGAUCUACAUUGUGAAACUGGGAGCCGUUCUCGGUUACGAGGGCGACAAUCUUGGCGUGCCACUCCAUAUGCUGUCUAGUGAGCUUUUGGAUAAUACUACAUUAUCAACCUCUUCUAUGCAGGCCGCCGCACCCAACACAGAAAAUGCAAACAUCAUCGAUGGCGAUGCUGUCGAUGGCGAUGUCAUCAAUACCACGGUUCUGGCGCGCGGUGCUCGAUUCCUCGGGCGCGUUGCACGUGCCUCGCUGCCCAUUCAGGCGCUCAUGCUGCUGCUUUUAGGUGUGGCCACUCUGGUGCCCCACGGUGAGGACUACACCUGUAUGUUCUCGAACACCUUUGCCCGCAGCCUCGAGCCCAUGUUGUCGUAUCCCCACGGACCGCCGCCAACGUAAAGCUGUUGAGUUGCCAUUGGAUUAGUAGUGCAAUCAAAUGAUCAAAAACUAAAGCAAAAACAAUAACAGAAAACAAAAACCCAACUAUAAUAAUAACCCAAAAAUGACACAGUAUAAAGAUGCCUUUUGUAAGCUAAAUUCCUGUAAGAAAUAUUCAAAAAAGUUAAGUGAAUGGAAAAUUUGUACAUUUGUGUAGUGUAUCACAUUUUGUAAUUGUAUGUAAUUUUAUAGCGAUUCGAUAGCUAGAGGCAUUAAUAAAACAACCAAUUUGUAUAUAACCUACUGAACAGACUCGACAAGCCGAACAUGAAACACAUGAAACACAUGAAAGAAUUGAUGAAAAGAAUGAACUAACUAUUCAAACUAACGACAAGUAACGAAAACCUUUUGUAAAACGAUAUAUACAUUAUACAUAUAUAUUUGCACAGCAAACAAUUUAUAUAUUCAUAUAUACCCACGUAUAUGAUCCCAAGAAAUCUAUAAAAAAAACCCCAACAUUUUGUAUAUAAAAAGAAAAAACUAAGCUAAAACGAAAUCAAAAUACGCACACGAAAAUUUUACUCAUCAACGCACGUUUUUCGGUUAGAGAGAUCGAUUGAAGCAGGGAAUUGUGAUCAGGAUAUUGCAAAUUUCGUGGAACAUUUUUGCAAAAGCUGAUCACAAAUCCUGCUGCAAUCGAUGAGCUUGAGAUGUGGACGAAACCCAAGACAAAUCAUGACCCACAUAGACCAAUCGCUUGGAGAACUAAUUGUCAACCCAUGUUCUUUGCUUUCUGCGCGUCUUUCUCCCAAAUUCAAGGCGAUGCAUUUAGCAAAUAGCAUUGGCUGCCAUUUAGACUCUGGCCCCAAAAGCCUCCUUGCCGAAGGAUAAUUCUAUUCAUGGCCAAGUUCUCUCCCAGUGCCAUUGGAUAGAAGAGGUCAAAGUGCACCAGCCACAGGGCACCGAACUCAACUCCAAUCCUUAAACUUCAACAUGGCAACGGAGGCUAGACAUUUCAAAGCAUUCCUGAUACUCAUUUCCAAAUUACCCAUAGACAUUUCCCUUCUCAGCCUCCUCUCAACAAAAAAUGGUAAACGUGCGUGCCACGAGCAUUGAACAAAACGAAGCAAGUGUCCUAUGCCGGUGCUAAACCAACCAACAAAUUUUCUAUAUAAAGAAAAAUGUAAAAUGCGUAUACAAAAUGAAAUUAAAUUCAUAAAACAAAAGAAUAACUCUUUGGAAAAAAAAUCGUAAAAAUGCAAUUCGCAUAAUAUAGACAAGUGACGUAAGUCCAUCCAGUAAAAAAGUAACCUAUUUUGUUGUUAAUAUUUUUUGAUAAACCUAAUUCUAUUUGCCUUAUACUUAUCCAACUUGUUUAUUACAACUAUUUUUUAUUAUUUAAAGCUUGAGCAAUUAUUGAGAAAAUACAUACAUUUAUUUAUUAGACCUAUGCGAUUUAUUAUGUAUUUAAUUAAGUUUGAUUUAAAUGUUAAAUUUGUGUACUUUGCUGCUUCAAUCUGGUUAUAAAACAAUGAGCCGUUAUCAAGUUAAUAUAAUUUAUGUAGCAUUUUAAGAUUUCCUUUCUUGUGAACAACUGUACCUUUAUAUGCAUUAUGAUUAUUAAACAAAAAUAUAAAAAUAA
Drosophila ficusphila is the source of this 39273-nucleotide messenger RNA. RefSeq names its product nesprin-1 (gene Msp300). Gene Ontology annotation, cellular component: meiotic nuclear membrane microtubule tethering complex; cytoplasm; nuclear outer membrane. The record is from RefSeq and is a predicted model, not a curated record. Gene Ontology annotation, biological process: nuclear migration. Lineage: Eukaryota; Metazoa; Arthropoda; Insecta; Diptera; Drosophilidae. Gene Ontology annotation, molecular function: actin filament binding.